UUAUAUACAAGAUUGCCAACAUACAGAAAUCAAAUGGUAAUAAUGUAUAAGAAGAAGAGAACAAUAGUAUACCAUGUGAUUUUGUUAAGCAAAUCAUCAGUGCGGGCCUUUCGUCACAUGUAAUAGUGUUUUAUUCUUUUAUUCUGUUCACACAUUACUUGUUAAUUUAUUAACUUCAUUUUUUACGAUUUAGUACAACUUUAAGCAUAUAAAAAAAGUUUAAUGACAUUUAAUAUUUUAUUAAAUUUAAAAUGUCAUCAAAGACAACACAGAUCUCUGAUACACUUAGAAUUCUUCAUUUACCACCAGAACUUUCUGAUGAACGACGUAAUGAAUUAUUUAAAAAAUAUGGUGCUGUUAAAACACAAACUUUAAGACUAUCUAAAAAGUAUACUAUAACUUUUGCAAAAUUUCAAUCUCAAGAAAUAGCUACAGAAGCAUUACUACGUUUACAUCAAUUAAAUGUCAAAGGUCAAUAUUUGACAGUUGAAUUUGCUAAAAAGUCUAUAUCAAUAGAUAAAGAAGAUAAUAUUGAUAAUGAUAAACUUAUUAAAGAAGAAAAUAAGAAAGAAUAUAUAAACAAAUCCAAUUUUCAAGCAUUUUUACAAAAAUUAAAUAGUUGGACUAUGAAUCAAGUUUUUACUCAACCACCUCCACCAAAUAUUCAAUACAAAUAUUCAGCACCAACAAAAGGCACUUUAAUAAGAAUAUCCAUACAAUUAUUAAAAGAACCAGCAUUUUAUACACAAGUUUUACAUUUAAUGAACAGAAUGAAUUUGCCACCUCCUUUUGAAGAAUUAGAAUCAGAAUUUCCAGCACUUAAAGAAGUCUAUAAUAUAGAAAAAUAUAAAGAUAUAUUUUUAAAAGAAAAUAUAUAUGAUAAAGAAAAUGAAGAUGUUUGUAAUGAGGAAUCAGAUGAAGAAGAAUCUGAAAUAGAAUCAAAUGAAGAAGACAAUAUAAAAUCUAUAGAAAUUAUACCUGUUAAAAGAAAACGUCGGCAACAUAUAAAACGUUUGAAAAUUCCAAAAUUUAUUAAUCCUAGUAAACAUAUAACAUCUUCAAGUUCUACACAAAAGAUUGUAAAACCAGCAGAUAUGUUUGAGCCAAUACAACGUGGUGAAACAAAAAAUCUUAAAAUUGAACUGAAAAUGGUAGAUAAAUUAUUGAGUACAUCAAAUAAAGAAGAAAAUACUGAUUUUAAAAAUGAUAAUACUCCAGAUAGUGGUUUUGGAUUAAUGUUUCCAAUUUCUAAAAAUCUUGAUACUAUAGAAAAUAAUGAAAUCACUGAGAAUAUUGAUCAAGAAAUAAUUACAUCUAAUGAAUUAGCAAAUAAUAGAAUUUCAGCUAAUGAUCAGAGAUUGCUUCCUGUAUUUAAAAAUUAUCAUCCUGGAAAGCCAUCAAAUCGUUUAUAUAUCAAAAAUCUUGCAAAACAAGUUGAAGAAAAAGAUCUCCAUUUUAUUUAUCGAAAAUAUAUAAUAUCCGAAUUAAAAACAGAAUUUGAAUAUGAUGUGCGACUUAUGCAAGAGGGUAGAAUGAAAGGUCAAGCAUUUAUUACAUUGCAGAAUGUAGAACAAGCACAAUUAGCUCUUGAUGAAACAAAUGGUUUCAUUUUAAAGGACAAACCUAUGGUUGUACAGUUUGCUAAAAUAGCAAAAAAUUAAUAAGAAUGUUGGAAUAUUAGAAUAUUUUGUCUAAUAUAUUCUAUAUAUGUAUAUAU
Molecule: messenger RNA, 1717 nt
Organism: Apis mellifera (honey bee)
Lineage: Eukaryota; Metazoa; Arthropoda; Insecta; Hymenoptera; Apidae
Product: RNA-binding protein 40
Exons: 6
Coding region: 252-1661 (469 amino acids)
Biological process (GO): mRNA splicing, via spliceosome
Cellular component (GO): U12-type spliceosomal complex
Molecular function (GO): U12 snRNA binding; pre-mRNA intronic binding
Source: RefSeq, a predicted model, not a curated record